CAAAAUACGGAGGGUUAUUUUGGUCCAUCAACCUUCCUAGGGUUUUGGUUUGAACGCUAAUGAAACUAUCAAACGAGGCCGCAGACCCAAUUCUUCCCUCUCAGCAGCUCUAGCAAUAUUCAUCAUCUGUAUCUUCCGGUGCUUAACCUUUGUUUGCAGUUGAACAAUUUUCCAAGAUGCAGAACGAGGAGGGACAAAAUAUGGAUCUCUACAUUCCCAGAAAGUGUUCUGCCACAAACAGGCUGAUCACGUCCAAGGAUCAUGCAUCUGUCCAGAUCAACGUUGGUCAUUUGGAUGAAACUGGCCGAUACACUGGCCAAUUCUCCACCUUUGCUCUCUGUGGAUUUGUCCGCGCUCAGGGCGAUGCUGACAGUGCUCUCGACAGACUCUGGCAGAAAAAGAAAGUUGAGGUCCGACAGCAGUGAUGCGUUUUGGCUUCUGGUCUCAAGCAGUUCAAUUUCUUUGCUUAUGCUUUCUUUCUGGGUCUCUGUUAUAGUUCCCUUUUAGAAUCUCCAUCUAUGAAGUUUUACUAUGACUUCUGUGCUAGAAUUGAAAAUUAAUGUUUAUUAAAAAUGGUUUUGGAGAUUUUUUGCCUGAGGUGUGAAAUUUUGUUUUUUGUU
Molecule: messenger RNA, 620 nt
Organism: Olea europaea var. sylvestris
Lineage: Eukaryota; Viridiplantae; Streptophyta; Magnoliopsida; Lamiales; Oleaceae
Product: 40S ribosomal protein S21-2-like
Exons: 4
Coding region: 177-425 (82 amino acids)
Biological process (GO): translation; endonucleolytic cleavage in ITS1 to separate SSU-rRNA from 5.8S rRNA and LSU-rRNA from tricistronic rRNA transcript (SSU-rRNA, 5.8S rRNA, LSU-rRNA); endonucleolytic cleavage to generate mature 3'-end of SSU-rRNA from (SSU-rRNA, 5.8S rRNA, LSU-rRNA)
Cellular component (GO): ribosome; cytosolic small ribosomal subunit
Molecular function (GO): structural constituent of ribosome
Source: RefSeq, a predicted model, not a curated record